Erinaceus europaeus (western European hedgehog) is the source of this 1857-nucleotide messenger RNA. It is a transcript of the gene CCN5, whose product is annotated as cellular communication network factor 5. NCBI's taxonomy places the organism in Eukaryota, Metazoa, Chordata, Mammalia, Eulipotyphla, Erinaceidae. Gene Ontology annotation, cellular component: extracellular region; extracellular matrix. Gene Ontology annotation, molecular function: heparin binding; integrin binding. Bases 291 to 1067 code for a protein of 258 amino acids. The transcript has 5 exons. Gene Ontology annotation, biological process: cell adhesion; signal transduction. The record is from RefSeq and is a predicted model, not a curated record.
ACGGGGCUCAGAGGGAGGACUGGGGUCUGCUCUGCUAAGGGGGUUCCGCCGAGCACUUUCUGGAUCUGCAGCCCCCACCACCACCACCCCUCACCCCCAGAGAUUGGGCAGGGGGGCUCUGUGGGCAGGGCUGUAUCAACUGGUUGCAGUUUGGUGAGACCCUUGGGGCUGGGAGGGAGCCUACCAUCCUGUCACACUUCUUGGGAUUGGCACAGGGCCUGGUGACAUUCACUCAGACUGGCAGGCGCCCCCCCUUGGUAGCUGGCACCGUCUCACUUUCAGGCUCAAAGAUGGCUUGUAGGGGACACAGUGACAUGAGAGGCACACCACAGACCCACCUCCUGACCUUCUCCCUCCUCUGCCUCUUCUCAAAGGUGUGUGCCCAGCUGUGCCCAACACCGUGUGUCUGCCCCCGGCCAGCACCCCGAUGCCCUGCAGGGGUGUCUCUGGUGCUAGAUGGCUGCGGCUGUUGCCCAGUCUGUGCACGACAGCUGGGGGAGCCCUGUGACCAUCUCCACAUCUGUGACUCCAGCCAAGGCCUGGUCUGCCAGCUCGGGGCAGGCCCUGGCAGCUGGAGAGCCACGUGCCUCUGGGAAGAGGAUGAUGGGAGCUGUGAGAUGAACGGCCAACUGUACCGGGAUGGGGAGACCUUCCAGCCACACUGCAGGGUGCUCUGCCGUUGCCAGGACGGUGGCCUCACCUGCAUGCCCCUGUGCAGUGAAGACGUGAGGCUGCCCAGCUGGGACUGCCCCCACCCCAGGAGGGUCGAGCUCCCCGGAAAGUGCUGUCCUGAGUGGGUGUGCGAGCAGGGCUGGGGGCUGGGGCUCCAGUCCCUCCCAGUCCAAGACCCCCAGUACUCUGGCCUCGCGUCUCCCCCUCCCUCUGGCAGUCUCUGCCCGGAAUGGAGCACCGCCUGGGGCCCCUGCUCCACCACCUGCGGGCUGGGCGUGGCCACCCGCGUCUCCAACCAGAACCGCCUGUGCCGCCUGGAGCAGCAGCGCCGCCUGUGCCUGUCUGGUCCCUGCCCGCCGCCCAGACCGCGCAGCCCCCGGAACGGCGGUUUCUAGCGCCCCCUGCUGGCCACGGAGACUGGCGCUCGCCCUUAGCAGCUGGCAGCAAGCGGGACUACAAGCCACAGUCCAGCUGGAGGUCACCAUGGGGCCCUGAGGGCCAAGAGUACUCACAAGGCACCUGGCUCUAGGGACCGCUGAGAUGCAGUGUGGAUGCAUGCCCUAAAAUCUUCUGAUUAAUCCCCAACCUACCCACAGCAUUUAUCCUGCACACAGUCAGCCUGCUCCAGUUUCAUCAUUAGACUGACAAGGGUGCUGCUAACUGUGCGGGCUAUGAUUUCGGUGUUCGUGUGAUGAAGAGGGGCACAAAGACACUCGGAGUUUUCUGCUUCCUUUCUCGAAGUCUUACCCAAAAUGUCUCUGAGCACAUGUUCGUGCGUGAACAUGAAUAUCGGGUUAGUGGUGUUUGGGAAGCCACCCCCAUCCGGGGCAAAAUCAGGGGGUGGAUUUUCAGGGGAAACAACGCGGUGAAUCACAAGGUCUCAAAGAAAAUCGACACGGACACUUUAAACUGAGUCCUCCUCAGUAAGAAGCUAUCUUACUAAGGCUCACCCUUCUGGGACUCCUGCAACAUGCCAGGCACUGGCCCCAAUCACUCCCCAUGGUGUAUUUGUGGCCUCAGAAAAAAGGGGAGCAUAAAGGCUGCAGCCUGACCACAACAGAACAAGCCUGAAAUAAACCCUCCGAGUGUGAAGCUUGCUUGAAGUUGAAUGUUUAAAGAAAGAGAUGCAUAUAAAUGUCAUGUUUUCCUGUGUCUGUUUAAAAAUAAAAAUCAUGCUUUUAUCAA